This is a messenger RNA of Dibothriocephalus latus, 285 nucleotides long. The record is from the annotation of a GenBank genome assembly. Lineage: Eukaryota; Metazoa; Platyhelminthes; Cestoda; Diphyllobothriidea; Diphyllobothriidae.
AUGCGUCGUAUCCUCUCCCUUUCUUUUCUUUCCUGUUCCAUUCUCUGCAUCUCCAUCCACUCCUUCUCCAUCUUCUCCCUUUCAAUUCUUUCCCUCUCCAUUCUUUCCCUCUCUAACCUUUCUCUCUCAAUCCUCACUCUCUCCAUUCUUUCCCUCUCUAACCUUUCCCUCUCCAUCCUUUUCCUUUCUUCUCUCUGUAUCUCUAACCUCACCCUCUCUAACCGCUCCCUUUCCAUUCUUUCUUCUUGCAUUCUCUCAUUCGCCAUCCUUGUGUUUGUCGCUUGA